AUGUCGCUGGCACACACAGCUGCAGAGUACAUGCUGUCAGAUGCCCUGCUGCCUGAUCGCAGGGGCCCCCGCCUCAAAGGACUGCAGCUGGAACUUCCCCUGGACCGCAUGAUCAAGUUCGUAGCUGUGGGCUCCCCCUUGCUGCUGAUGUCCCUGGCAUUUGCCCAAGAGUUCUCCUCCGGGUCUCCCAUCAGCUGCUUCUCUCCCAGUAACUUCAGCGUUCGGCAGGCUGCCUAUGUGGACAGUUCCUGUUGGGACUCGCUGGUUCACCAUGAACAGGAUGAGCCUGGCCAGUACAAGCUGAAAUCCCUCUGGCCUCACAAGGCCCUCCCCUACUCCCUGCUGGCCCUGGCCCUGGUCAUGUACCUGCCGGUUCUGCUGUGGCAGUAUGCAGCUGUGCCGGCCCUCAGCUCUGAUCUGCUGUUCAUCAUCAGCGAACUGGACAAAUCCUACAACCGCUCCAUCCGCCUGGUCCAGCACAUGGUAAAGAUCCGGCAGAAGAGCUCGGACCCCCAUGUUUUCUGGGAUGAGCUGGAGAAGGCUCGGAAAGAACGAUACUUUGAAUUCCCCUUGCUGGAGCGGUACCUGGCAUGUAAGCAGCGCUCACACUCACUAGUGGCCACCUACCUCCUGAGGAACUCCCUCUUGCUCCUCUUUACCUCAGCCACCUACCUGUACCUUGGCCACUUCCACCUGAAUGUCUUCUUCCAAAAAGAAUUCAGUUGUUCUGUCAAGACAGGGCUGCUAAGCAAUGAGAUCCACAUCCCCGACCUCAUCACAUGCAGGCUGACCUCCCUGUCUGUUUUCCAGAUUGUUAGUCUCUCCAGUGUAGCGAUAUACACCCUGCUGGUUCCAGUGAUCAUCUACAACCUCACACGGCUCUGUCGGUGGGACAAAGGACUUCUGUCCAUCUACGAGAUGCUCCCAGCGUUUGACCUCCUCAGCAGGAAGAUGCUGGGGUGCCCCAUCAAUGACCUCAAUGUGAUCCUUCUUUUCCUCCGAGCCAACAUCUCUGAGCUCAUCUCUUUUAGCUGGUUGAGUGUCUUAUGUGUGUUGAAGGACACUACCACCCAGAAGCACAACAUUGACACUGUGGUUGAUUUCAUGACUUUACUGGCUGGCUUAGAACCCUCAAAACCUAAACACCUCACUCACCGGGUGUGUGAUGAAAGCCCAUAG
Molecule: messenger RNA, 1179 nt
Organism: Hipposideros armiger (great roundleaf bat)
Lineage: Eukaryota; Metazoa; Chordata; Mammalia; Chiroptera; Hipposideridae
Gene: PANX3
Product: pannexin 3
Exons: 4
Coding region: 1-1179 (392 amino acids)
Biological process (GO): positive regulation of interleukin-1 production; monoatomic cation transport; cell-cell signaling
Cellular component (GO): plasma membrane
Molecular function (GO): wide pore channel activity
Source: RefSeq, a predicted model, not a curated record